AUGGAUUUCUCCGUUUUGCCAAACAACAACCACCCCGAUAAAUUCCUACAUCUGGAGGUGAAGUCUUUGGUGAAAAACUCUGCCUUCCUCCAAGCCCACCUCAUGAAAUUCCCAGAAGCAGCUUUACCUGCAGUGCAGCGGUGGCACAACAGAGUCUAUUCACAGAGAGAAAAGAGAAAUGUCACAGAGCUACCUGGCUUAGAACUGAGUGGGGUCAGCCAAGAAAUGAUAGAUAAAGCACUUGGGAAACACAUUACACCCAUCACCCUUAAAUCCACCAUCAAAAGCAACCCCUUGUACAGAGAUAUCUACGUGGAGGGUGACUGGGAAGAGAAGAAAAAGACUCCUUCCUGGACCGCGCAAGACUUUGACAGGCAUUCCCUGCACUCCAACUUGGCCAGCCACAUCAAGGAAAAUCCUAAUGACCUACAGUUCUGGAUGGGGGAUAUUUAUACUCCUGGGUAUGAUACCUUGAUAAAAAAGAAAGAGAGAGAAAAAAAGCAUUCCAAAUGUUGCCGAAUCAUCCUGCUCCUUGUGCUAGCUCUUUGCAUCCUGAUUACCAUACUCACCCUCAGCGUUUUACUUACUUAA
Messenger RNA from Tinamus guttatus (white-throated tinamou), 591 nucleotides. It is a transcript of the gene MINAR2, whose product is annotated as membrane integral NOTCH2 associated receptor 2. NCBI's taxonomy places the organism in Eukaryota, Metazoa, Chordata, Aves, Tinamiformes, Tinamidae. The record is from RefSeq and is a predicted model, not a curated record.